Messenger RNA from Eptesicus fuscus (big brown bat), 3688 nucleotides. RefSeq names its product zinc finger and BTB domain containing 38 (gene ZBTB38). The transcript has a single exon. Gene Ontology annotation, biological process: negative regulation of transcription by RNA polymerase II; regulation of cytokine production; regulation of immune system process. The record is from RefSeq and is a predicted model, not a curated record. The coding region runs from base 1 to 3591 and encodes 1196 amino acids. Lineage: Eukaryota; Metazoa; Chordata; Mammalia; Chiroptera; Vespertilionidae. Gene Ontology annotation, molecular function: protein binding.
AUGACAGUCAUGUCCCUUUCCAGGGACCUCAAGGACGACGUUCACAGUGACACAGUGCUCUCCAUUUUAAAUGAGCAGCGCAUCCGGGGCAUUUUGUGUGAUGUCACUAUCAUUGUGGAAGACACCAAAUUUAAAGCCCACAGCAAUGUCCUGGCUGCUUCAAGCCUUUAUUUCAAAAAUAUCUUCUGGAGCCAUACCAUCUGCAUUUCCAGCCACGUCCUGGAGCUGGACGAUCUCAAAGCCGAAGUGUUUACAGAAAUCCUUAAUUAUAUCUACAGCUCCACGGUCGUGGUCAAGAGACAGGAAACAGUCACUGAUCUUGCAGCUGCAGGGAAAAAGCUGGGGAUAUCCUUCCUGGAAGAUCUGACCAAUCGCAGCUUCUGCAGUUCCCCAGGGCCCUACGUAUACUGCAUUACUGAAAAGGGCGUGGUUAAAGAAGAAAAAAAUGAAAAAAGGCAGCACGAAGAACCAGCCAUCACCAACGGGCCAAGGAUCACAAAUGCGUUUUCCAUCAUCGAAACGGAAAAUAGUAAUAACAUGUUUUCUCCACUGGACUUGAGGGCGAGUUUCAAAAAGGUCUCCGACUCCAUGAGAAACGCCAGCCUCUGCCUGGAGAGGACUGACGUCUGCCACGAGGCGGAGCCCGUGCGGACCCUGGCCGAGCACUCCUACGCCGUUUCCACCGGGGCCGAGGCUUACCGGAGUCAGCCCGUAGGCGAACCUGCCAGCAGCCCGCCUGGCAAGACAGGCGAAGAAAACGGGGGAGCUGUUGCCGAAAAACCGACAGCAUGCCGGAAGCCGAAGGCACUCUCCAUACCCCAGGAUUCUGAACCAGCCACGGAGAAGACGCCACCCCCUCCAGGAACCAACGUGGAGGCCAGCCAAGGAAGGAGCCCACCGCCAGCCGCAGUUCUUCCCGGCUCAAAAUCUCCCCACACGGAAGGAGAUGUCCGUCUUCCCAGGGAAGGUGAAAACGUACCCUCCGAGGUCCCCGGGCCGCCGGCAGCCGAGCUCCCGCCUCUCGUUUACAAUUGCAGCUCCUGCUCCAAGUCCUUUGACAGCAGCACCCUGCUCGGUGCCCAUAUGCAGCUGCACAAGCCCACCCAGCAGCCCCUGGUGUGCAAGUACUGCAACAAAGAGUUCAGCACCCCGAACAGGCUGGACCGGCACGAACAGAUCUGCAUGAGGUCCAGCCACAUACCCGUUCCAGGAGGAAAUCAGUGCUUUUUAGAAAACUAUCCUACCAUUGGACAAAACAGAGGGUCCUUCCCGGGUCCAGAGGCUUUAUUAUCUGGAAAUAGGAUCGGUGACUUUUCCAGUACCGGAAGCACCUUGCCAGAGAUGGACCACCUGGUUAAAUUUGUUAACGGGCAGAUGCUCUACAGCUGUACUGUGUGUAAGCGCAGUUACGUGACUUUGUCCAGCCUCCGCCGACACGCAAAUGUCCACUCCUGGCGAAGAACAUACCCUUGCCAUUACUGCAACAAAGUGUUCGCGUUGGCCGAGUACAGGACAAGACACGAGAUCUGGCACACGGGGGAGAGGCGGUACCAGUGCAUUUUCUGCCUCGAAACCUUCAUGACCUACUAUAUUCUCAAAAACCAUCAGAAGUCCUUCCAUGCCAUAGAUCACAGACUUUCCAUCAGUAAAAAAACGGCAAACGGAGGCCUGAAACCUAGUGUCUAUCCGUAUAAACUGUACAGGCUGCUGCCCAUGAAGUGCAAGAGAGCCCCUUACAAGAGCUACCGAAACGCGUCCUAUGAAAACGCCCGAGAGAACAGGCAGGUGAGCGAGCCUGCAGCUGGCCCCUACGUUGUUCAGAAUCCACGCAGCUCUGAGUUGCCUGCUCUGAAUUUCCCAGAUGGCAUGCACACCGUGACCCACGGUCCAGCUGUCCCGCUGGACACAGCCACAGGUCACAACAGACCCGCUUCUGCCAACGUCCAAAACGCAGAGGGGUCCAAAUGGGGAGCGGAGACGUUGAAAGCUGAUCUUGACAAUAACUUUUAUUCAAAGGAGGUGUCCCUUUCUUUCCCUGAAAAUGCUGUCAGUUCCACCCUCCCGGCCGGGGGGAUGCCUGCUUUGUCUUUGAGUCACGGCAGCGAGAACUCAGCGUCUGUGAUCAGCUACGGUGGCUCGGCGCCCUCGGUCAUCGUGCACAGCAGCCAGUUUUCGUCGGUCAUCGUGCACAGCGGCAUGGUGGCUGCCCUGUCCAGCAGCAACCCCAGGGCCCCUUCAGGCCCGGCUGUCGGUCAGACCGUGAAAGAGGACAGCAAGCCCGAGCCAGACAAAGUGGGGAGAGUGGUCAGCAGACACAGAGGCAUUAAGGAGAAAAAGAAAACCAUCCCCUGUGACAGGGGAGACGUUCCAGAGGAAUCGAGAUCCGCUGCCGAUCCCGGAGGGUCGCUGAGCAAAGCCACGAACGUCAGCAAAGAAACCAGUAAAAUCGAAACCUACAUCGCGAAGCCUGCUCUCCCUGGCACCUCCACAAACAGCAACGUCGCGCCCCUCUGCCAAAUAACAGUCAAAAUCGGGAACGAAGCCAUUGUGAAAAGGCAUAUCCUAGGAUCCAAGCUGUUCUAUAAAAGAGGGAGAAGGCCCAAGUACGAAGCGCAGGAGGAGACGUUGCCACAAGAGGGUGACCUGGACACCAAGGCCGACGGCCCGCUCGACCUCUGCCAGUCCGAGUGCAUGGACAUGAGCGAGAUGUUCGAUGAGGCAAGCGACCAGGAUUCCACGGACAAGCCAUGGCGCCCUUACUACAACUACAAACCCAAAAAGAAAUCGCGACAGUUGAGGAAAAUGAGGAAGGCCAGCUGGAGGAAGGAGCACGGGGGCAGGAGCCCAGGCACCAAGUAUAAAUACCCGGCAGAACUGGACUGCGCCGUGGGCAAGGCUCCUCCGGAGAAGGCCUUCGAGGAAGAAGAAAACAAAGAGAUGCCCAAGCUGCAGUGUGAGCUCUGCGACGGAGACAAGGCCUUGGGGACCGGGAACCUGGGAAGGCCCCACCGGCACCUCACCGCCAGGCCGUACGCCUGCGAGUUCUGCGCCAAGCAGUUCCAGAACCCUUCCACGCUCAAGAUGCACAUGCGGUGUCACACCGGAGAGAAGCCGUACCCGUGCAAGACCUGCGGGCGGUGCUUUUCGGUGCAAGGAAACCUGCAGAAACACGAACGCAUCCACCUGGGCGUCAAGGAGUUCAUCUGCCAGUACUGCAACAAGGCGUUCACGCUGAACGAGACCCUCAAAAUCCACGAGAGGAUCCACACGGGCGAGAAGCGUUACCACUGUCAGUUCUGCUUCCAGAGCUUCUUGUACCUCUCCACAAAAAGGAAUCACGAGCAGAGGCACGUUCGAGAGCACGCCGGGAAGGGCUUUGCCUGCUUCCAGUGCCCCAAAAUUUGCAAAACAGCUGCUGCCCUGGGAAUGCACCAGAAGAAACACUUAUUCAAAAGCCCGAGUCAGCAGGAGAAAACAGAAGGUGAUGUGUACCACGAAAACUCAGAUCCGCUGGAGAAUCCACAUUUCAUGGAUUCAGAAGACAGUGACCAAAAGGAUCAUCUACAAACCAUUGUUGGAAAUGUCCUUUGAGUAGUGGGGAAAAACAAUCUUCAAAAAUAUAAAUUGGUGGGGUUUUUUGUUUGUUUGUUUUUUCAGUUAGCUGUUUUGUGUGUGUGUGUGUGUGUGU